Manihot esculenta (cassava) is the source of this 1725-nucleotide messenger RNA. RefSeq names its product probable WRKY transcription factor 53. The record is from RefSeq and is a predicted model, not a curated record. Gene Ontology annotation, molecular function: DNA-binding transcription factor activity; transcription cis-regulatory region binding. Gene Ontology annotation, cellular component: nucleus. The transcript has 3 exons. Gene Ontology annotation, biological process: regulation of DNA-templated transcription. The coding region runs from base 380 to 1438 and encodes 352 amino acids. Lineage: Eukaryota; Viridiplantae; Streptophyta; Magnoliopsida; Malpighiales; Euphorbiaceae.
GUGAAAAAACACACACGGCUAUUUUUCCAGUCAAAAUUUUCAUCUUUUUCUUCCUCUUUUCUCUUCUUAUCAUCUCAUUUAUCACCCACCUUCCUCACAACUUCGUUCCUGAGAAAAGCUUCUUACUUUCUUGCUUUCAAAUUGCUUUUGUCAUCUCUUUCUCUUGGUUUAAAUCUCUCUCAUCUGCCCCCAUCAGCACUUGCCAUUUGGAAUCGUUUAUUCUCUCAUGUUUUGUUCUGUUCUUGUGUCAGAAUCUUAGAUACCCAUUUGCUGUAUAUUUUUUCAUGCUGCAAGCUCAACUUCCAUGCUCGUAGGUUCUUGAUUGCUUCUAUUCCCUCACCCUCGUUAGAUUAUAAUUGUUUCUCAUAGCAUUUUGUAAAUGGAGAAGGCCAUGGACUGCGAGCAGAAGAUUCUCAUCAGUGAGCUCAACCAAGGGAAAGAGUUAGCAGAGCGGCUAAGGAAGCAUCUGAACUCUAUUUCUUCGCCUGAAUCCCGUCAAUUUCUUGUUGAGCAGAUACUUUCUUCUUAUGAAAAAGCACUUUCUAUGCUAAAUUGGGGUGCUCCUGCUGUUGAGAUUACGCCCACUAUUACUACAUUGGAAUCACCUUGCUACUACGCCAAUUGCAGCCCUGGAAGUGAUGUCUCAGAUCAAGACUGCAAGGAUCAAUGUCACAAAAAUAUUUACAAGAAGAGAAAGACAGAACCCAGAUGGACUGAACAAGUGAAGGUUAUUUCAGGGACAGGUCUGGAAGGACCAGUUGAUGAUGGUUAUAACUGGAGAAAAUAUGGCCAGAAAGAUAUUCUUGGAGCUAAUUUUCCAAGAGGAUACUACAGAUGUACUCACCGUCACUCACAAGGUUGUCUGGCUACGAAACAAGUUCAAAGAUCAGAUCAGGACCCCACAAUUUUUGAAGUCACUUAUCGAGGAAGACAUACCUGUUUUCAAACCUCUCGUUUUGCUAUAGCCUCAACAUCCUUGAUAAAUGCCAAGUCGAAACUAGACAAAGAAGGUUGUCAAUUAGAAGAACAAGAACAAAAAUCAAAGUUAUUAAAAGAGUUGUCUUUCAACUUCACAGAAGAACUUAAAAGUCAGGAGUGGAACACUGAAGAUGACAUAUUUCACUUAUUUUCCUUUCCGGAAACAACCAUAGGGAGUGGAGAUGAGGAAAAUGAUAUUUUUAAGGAGUCUAUGCUGGAAAAUAAUAUUUUGGGUAGUCUUUCUACUGCAUUUAUAUCUCCGGCCACUUCUGACUCUAGCUACUUGGCGAUGUCUCCGUGCCACAUGAACAACUUAGGAAUAGACCACAAUGUAAGAACGCCGGAAUCUAAUUCAGCCUCAACUUCCGGUACCAAUUCGCCAAUUGGAGAUUGGGACUUAUUAGAUAACGUGGAUUUUGACACCAAUUUUCCUCUGGAUAAUCCAGAAUUAUUGGCUUAAUUAAUACUAUAUUUGAUAUGAAAAUAGUUGAUCCUAGUCCGCACUGAAAGAGAGAUUAGAAGGAUGUGCAUAAAUCUCUUGUUCUGCCGGGUCAGAGAGAAACUUUCAAUUAAUUAGGUAAUAAUAAUUUUGUUUUUCUUAUUAUUAAAUUUUUAAGUACUUUUUCAGUUUUUUCUCCGAGAAUAACUCGAGUAGAUUGUAACUUUUUAAAGUACUUUUGUAAGAUGUUUAGAAUCUAGAAUCAAUCUUGUUGUUAAUGAAAUAAAAAGCCUUUUCUCAUUUGAAAA